Molecule: messenger RNA, 1129 nt
Organism: Rosa chinensis
Lineage: Eukaryota; Viridiplantae; Streptophyta; Magnoliopsida; Rosales; Rosaceae
Product: membrane-associated progesterone-binding protein 4
Exons: 8
Coding region: 57-776 (239 amino acids)
Cellular component (GO): membrane; endomembrane system
Source: RefSeq, a predicted model, not a curated record
GCAGUUGAGUUCAGGAAAACUAAAGCUGUUGAAGUCUCUCCGGUCUUCAGUUGGCGAUGGCGGCAAAGAUUUUAACGUCUCCUUUUGUAGGAAUUGCCGUUUUCGUCACCUUGCUCGCUCUCUUCGCCUUUUACUACAAGCCACUCUCAAAACAGAGAUUGUUCACUGUUGAAGAAUUGGCUUUGUACAAUGGGACUGAUCAAAGUUUGCCAAUCUUCUUAGGAAUUCUCGGAUCGGUUUUCGAUGUGACGAAAGGAAAGUCUCAUUACGGUGAGGGUGGGGGUUAUAAUCAUUUUUCUGGAAGAGAUGCUUCACGAGCAUUUGUUUCUGGAAACUUUACAGGAGAUGGGCUCACAGACUCGUUAAGCGGUUUAUCCAGCCAACAGGUGAAGAGUAUUGUUGAAUGGAGGGAUUUCUACUUUAGAACUUACACAUUUGUUGGUAAGCUAGUAGGUCGGUACUAUGAUCCCAAAGGAAAUCCUACUAAAUAUUUGAAGGGGGUUGAAGCAAAGGCUGCCAGAGGGGCACAGCUAUUGAAGAAACAGGAGAUUGAAGAAGCUAAGCAACCUGGUUGCAAUUCAAGGUGGAGUCAGGAUGAGGGCGGAGAGGUUUGGUGUGAUGUGGGUGUCCCACGAUUAGUUCAGAGGCCACUAGAAAUUGCUUUGACUGGGAAAAUGAGCAAGCGAUGUGCGUGCUUUAAAGAGGAUCAACUGAGCCAACCAGGGUUGGACGUCUACGAAGGAUGUGAAUAUCUUGCCAAGACCUGCCGAGUUUAAAUGAGUCCCUUUGCAGAACUUCCAUCUCAGAGAGUUGAGUGAACCCUUUUUAUGCAGAUGUCAAUUGUCGAUGUUUUUUAAAAGGUUGAAUAAGGAGGGAUGAACUGAAGCGACGUGAAGAAAGAGACUACUAAAGCGGACGAAGUGAUGUGCAGUUCUCUUCUAGCUGUGCAAUGUUGGAUUUAACAUAUUUCGCAAACUGAUUUGGAUGGAAUUUUGUAUUUCAUUGUAUUCUGCUUUGUAUUGUAAAUUAUAUUUUACAUUUUAGUUACUUAAAAUAGAGUGAGAUCAUUCAGUAAAUGCUCGAAUGCACAUUUAUUUGGAGAAAAUGGUACAUUUGGCCUUUUGAAUAA